AUGGCAACCAAUGAGGGGGUGUUUGUGUGCACGUCGACACAGUGGACACUCGUUUCGGCGGGGGGCUGGAGGAGCAUCGUGGAGAAGAGUGUGGAGAUUGGAGUGUCACCUCCCCAUGCCCUAGUCCUGCAGUCACCUCCCCAUGCCCUAGUCCUGCAGUCACCUCCCCAUGCCCUAGUCCUGCAAUCACACCCCCAUGCCCUAGUCCUGCAGUCACACCCCCAUGCCCUAGUCCCGCAGUCACACACCCAUGCCCUAGUCCUGCAGUCACACCCCCAUGCCCUAGUCCUGCAGUCACACACCCAUGCCCUAGUCCUGCAGUCACCUCCCCAUGCCCUAGUCCUGCAGUCACCUCCCCAUGCUCUAGUCCUGCAGUCACCCCCCCAUGCCCUAGUCCUGCAGUCACCUCCCCAUGCUCUAGUCCUGCAGUCACCUCCCCAUGCUCUAGUCCUGCAGUCACCUCCCCAUGCCCUAGUCCUGCAGUCACCUCCCCAUGCCCUAGUCCUGCAGUCACCUCAGCAUGCCCUAGUCCUGCAGUCACCUCCCCAUGCCCUAGUCCUGCAGUCACCUCCCCAUGCCCUAGUCCUGCAGUCACCUCCCCAUGCUCUAGUCCUGCAGUCACACCUCCAUGCCCUAGUCCUGCAGUCACCUCCCCAUGCUCUAGUCCUGCAGUCACCUCCCCAUGCUCUAGUCCUGCAGUCACCUCCCCAUGCCCUAAUCCUGCAGUCACCUCCCCAUGCCCUAGUCCUGCAGUCACCUCCCCAUGCCCUAGUCCUGCAGUCACCUCCCCAUGCCCUAGUCCUGCAAUCCCCUCCCCAUGCCCUAGUCCUGCAGUCCCCCUCAUGGCCUAUCCUGCAGUCACACCCCCAUGCCCUAGUCCUGCAGUCACCUCCCCAUGCCCUAGUCCUGCAGUCACCUCCCCAUGCCCUAGUCCUGCAGUCACACCCCCGUGCACUAGUCCUGCAGUCACCUACCCAUGCUCUAGUCCUGCAGUCACACCUCCAUGCCCUAGUCCUGCAGUCACCUCCCCAUGCUCUAGUCCUGCAGUCACCUCCCCAUGCCCUAGUCCUGCAGUCACCUCCCCAUGCCCUAGUCCUGCAGUCACUUCAGCAUGCCCUAGUCCUGCAGUCACCUCCCCAUGCCCUAAUCCUGCAGUCACCUCCCCAUGCCCUAGUCCUGCAGUCACCUCCCCAUGCCCUAGUCCUGCAGUCACCUCAGCAUGCCCUAGUCCUGCAGUCACCUCCCCAUGCCCUAGUCCUGCAGUCACCUCCCCAUGCCCUAGUCCUGCAGUCACCUCCCCAUGCCCUAGUCCUGCAAUCCCCUCCCCAUGCCCUAGUCCUGCAGUCACACCCCCAUGCCCUAGUCCUGCAGUCACCUCCCCAUGCCCUAGUCCUGCAGUCACCUCCCCAUGCCCUAGUCCUGCAGUCACACCCCCGUGCACUAGUCCUGCAGUCACCUCCCCAUGCCCUAGUCCUGCAGUCACACCCCCGUGCACUAGUCCUGCAGUCACCUCCCCAUGCCCUAGUCCUGCAGUCACACCUCCAUGCCCUAGUCCUGCAGUCACCUCCCCAUGCUCUAGUCCUGCAGUCACCUCCCCAUGCCCUAAUCCUGCAGUCACCUCCCCAUGCCCUAGUCCUGCAGUCACCUCCCCAUGCCCUAGUCCUGCAGUCACCUCAGCAUGCCCUAGUCCUGCAGUCACACCCCCAUGCCCUAGUCCUGCAGUCACCUCCCCAUGCCCUAGUCCUGCAGUCACCUCCCCAUGCCCUAGUCCUGCAAUCCCCUCCCCAUGCCCUAGUCCUGCAGUCACCCCCCCAUGCCCUAGUCCUGCAAUCCCCUCCCCUCCCCAUGCCCUAG
Molecule: messenger RNA, 1854 nt
Organism: Salvelinus namaycush (lake trout)
Lineage: Eukaryota; Metazoa; Chordata; Actinopteri; Salmoniformes; Salmonidae
Exons: 3
Coding region: 1-1854 (617 amino acids)
Source: RefSeq, a predicted model, not a curated record